Messenger RNA from Ostreobium quekettii, 660 nucleotides. The record is from the annotation of a GenBank genome assembly. NCBI's taxonomy places the organism in Eukaryota, Viridiplantae, Chlorophyta, Ulvophyceae, Bryopsidales, Ostreobiaceae.
AUGGCUCCCCACCCAUAUGUCCCAGAAGAUCUGGAACUCCCGGGGUACCAUCCCCAGGUGGUUGGUUAUGAACUACUGCUCGGCGUCUUCUUCUCUGGCUGCCUAAUUGUGGGUCUGGCGACCUGGUGGGCUGCAGGUGCCAUAUGGAAGCUUGGCACAGGGGACAAACUGGUCUGCUGCUGGCUCAUCAUUUCUGGCCUUACCCACAUGGUUGUCGAAGGGCCUGUUGUGGUGUUCGGUGACUUCUACAAGAGCUCGUCAGGGAAUGUGGUGAUGGAAAUAUGGAAGGAGUACUGCAAGGCCGACUCCCGGUAUUGCACCCGGGAUGCAUGCACCAUCGUAAUGGAGUUUCUAACCGCGUUCGGGGAGGGACCGGGAUGUGUGCUGGCCGCCUAUGGCAUAGUUAAGCGGAGCUCCUGGAGGCACAUGGCAGCCAUCCUGGUUGUCGUUUGCGAGCUGUACGGAGAUGUACUGUAUCUAGGCACGUCCUGGUUCGAUGAUUUCAAGUGGAACCGACCGGAACUGUUGUAUUUCUGGGGCUACUUCAUAGCAGUAAACUCCAUCUGGAUUGUCGUCCCCUUGCUGGUCAUCUUGCAUCAAGGCAGGGGCAUCAUGGCUGCAGUGGCACAGUUUGACAGAAGUCAAGCGAAAGAAGAUUGA